GCACGCGAUUUGGAUCCCUCUGCCUUUGCCAAUCACAGUCAGUGAUGUAAAGAUGCACCUUUACUACCGUAAAUCACAGAAACGCAAACGCACACGCAAAAAUAAUGAGCUAAAAUAUUGCGCGAUUAAACACUAAGGAACAGCCGUUGGUGUUAAAUGUCAUUAUAACUGCAUCGAUUAAACUGUUAAGUCAUCGACGUUUGUGGAAGCGCACCAGCCGGUGCGAUGCGCACAACUGAGGGGCUCUAUAUUAAAUAAUCCCGGUAAGAAGGAGCCGCAGUUGCUCCUUUCGUGUUUAUUUCUGCUCUGGAGCUUGGCUGUUCCGCUACGAAGACGCAUUUAAUCCUCUCUAAGAAAAUAAACAGCGUCUGUUAAGGUAAUGUAUUAACAAAUGGCAUGCAGAUGCGCGUAACUCGUCCUUGUCCUAUAUUAUAGACUGUCAUAGUGAUAAUCGAAGGCGUCAGUCGUUGAUUCGGUCCCACAAGUGUUCAGUUUAUUAACUUCAGAGGUCGGCAUUGAAGGCACGCGGUUAAAUCAGUGUUCAUGCCGGACUUUGAGCAUUUCAGAUUUUCCUACUCCAGAAUGAAUCCAGUAUUGGGGGAGAACGUGUAUUCGUUCCAGCAGAACCAGCUUACGGGCUUCGCGGACUCCGCGUCUUCGGGCCACUGGACAGACCCAGCGGGCCUCUACCUGAGCGAGCACACGGGUGGCAUCGGGCAGGAUGGGCUGGACAUGGGCGCUUUACCGCCUCCGGGAUCGCCGUAUCUGCACCUGGGUAACUAUCUGCACCGGGUGUCUCCACCUCCUCCUGCCGCCACGGCCCUGCGGAACGACCUGGGAUCCAACAUUAGCGUCCUCAAAACUCUGAACCUGCGCUUUCGCUGCUUUUUAGCCAAAGUCCACGAACUGGAACGCCGGAAUAAAGUAUUGGAAAAGCAACUGCAACAGGCUUUGGACGAAAACGCGGAGUGCGCGGAGACUAAAAAGCCUUUGACGCGAGAUGUGGGGGUCCAGACGGGCUUCGUUGGAUUGAUUCCCAUCAGGCCAGAUUUGAUUCCCAUCCAGAACGCGAACGACACUGCGUAUCUGUCUGGAAGCCUGCUGUCUCCGACUCCCAUCAUCCCUCUCGAGCCCACUAACAGGACAGCAGUCGAAAACUUUCUAAACCCGUCCAAACUGACAGACUCCAAUUCCAAUCUCACCCCAAAUUUCCCCAUCAGCCCGAUUGAUCCCGCUCCAAAGCCCUUGAGUAAUAUUAACGGGAAGUAUGUCAGUACUGUGAUCGGCUGCACCAGCAACCCUCCUCCCAGAUUUCACCCUGGGUCUGCGUGGUCGUACAAUCAGAGGUUCGGCACCGGCCGUGAGUCGCGGAUCUCGGGUCCUGGUGUGUCCUCCUCAUGGGUGCCUCCUGACGGAGUGGGUGUCCAGAUCGACACCAUCACACCGGAGAUUCGGGCCCUGUAUAAUGUGCUCGCCAAGGUGAAGAGAGAGAGAGACGAGUACAAAAGGAGAUGGGAAGAGGAAUAUACGAUGCGGGUGGAUCUACAGGAAAAAGUAGCAGAGCUUGAAGAGGACCUGCAGGAGAGCGAGGUGUGUCAGGAUGAACUGGCUCUGAGGGUUAAGCAGCUUAAAGCAGAUCUGGUUUUGUUCAAAGGCCUCAUGAGCAAUAAUCACUCGGAUUUGGACAGUAAGAUCCAGGAGAAGGCCAUGAAAGUGGACAUGGACAUCUGUCGCAGGAUUGACAUCACAGCUCGUCUCUGUGAUGUCGCCCAACAGAGAAACUGCGAAGAUAUGAUUCAGAUCUUCCAGCAAGUAGCCACACCUCCGUCAACCCUGACUCGUCGUCCUCGAAAACCAGCCCCGCAGACCAUCAGAGGCAACGACAGCGAUGAGCCAAUCAGCAUCUCUGAAAGUGAGGAGAGCGGGAAUAAGGAGGUGGAGCUGUGUUGCUCCUCCAACAAUCAGAUCAAUGAAGAGAUGCAGAGGAUGCUCAACCAAUUACGGGAGUCUGAAUUUGAGGAUGACUGUGACAGUCUUGCAUGGGAAGAAACCGAGGAAACUCUCUUACUCUGGGAAGAUUUUCCUGGAUAUACCUUCAGUGUCGAGAACCAAGGAGAGCAAGAGGAAUCCAUAGAGAAGGUGAUCAAAGACACAGAAUCCCUCUUCAAGUCCCGCGAGAAGGAAUAUCAAGACACCAUUGACCAAAUCGAGUUGGAGUUGGCCACUGCUAAGUCAGAUAUGAACAGGCAUUUGCAUGAGUAUAUGGAGAUGUGCAGCAUGAAAAGAGGACUGGAUGUUCAAAUGGAGACCUGUCGACGAUUAAUCACUCAAAGUGGAGACAGAAAGUCUCCUCUCCUCGCUCCGGCUGCUGUGGAGGAGGGAGAGAAUGCGGAGAAGGAGAGGAAAAGAGCAACUGCGGCAAAUUCUGACAGUGCCGAACCCUAUUACGACAUGCAGGCAAACUCUUCUGUCCCGGACCACACGUGGAAAAAGGCUUAAGCGCUUUAAUGUCCCGCCAGCAACACAGUAACAGCUGCAAUUAUAAGCAAAUGACCACUGAUCGUUUCUUAAUAGAGGCUGUGAUGCAGUAAACGGGUUAUAGUUACCAUCUGAAAGGCAAGUUUCAACCCUGUGUGCUUUCACUAGUGCCCUCUAUUGGAACGCAGCAUUAAUGGUCCUAAAAAAAAAAGCACUAUAAAAAGUGGCCUAUUAAAUUCUGUCUAAAUAUACGAGGGCUGGUUACACUAUUUUAGAUUAUGUUAUUUUAUUUAUUUAUUUGUACGCAGGUAAAUACCACUGUUAUGUAGUACAUUUUGUAAUUUGUCAAUGAAGAAAGUAUUUAAAGUUUUUUUUUUUUAACGUUCUUAAACAUAUAGUUUGUUAAUUAUAGCUUUAUUAUUUUUACAGUUGGCAUGAAUAUUUUGAUUAUGAGCUGAAGUGAGAGAUUUUUAAUUGAAUUAUUUAGCUUUAUUUGUUUGUUGUUAAAUUUUGAUUAUGGUAAUUACAAACUUUUUUAAACGCCACAAUAAAGUAAAAUCAAUAAAGUACGGAGACCUGGAAGUGAUGUGAUGGUGGAGAAAAAAAUGGGUGGAAGAAAAAAUGGGUGGGGAAAAAAACUAGUGAUUGGUAAACAUAUUUUUUAAAGUUUUUGCGUUCCCUCGCAAAACUGUUGUUCGACAAACACUUCACUUCAUACAUGACAACCCUGUUUUUGCUGGGAUUCUAUGGUAUUUUAUGAUUAUAUCCUAAUAUUAGGUAUUUUCUCAUAUUUCUCUCAUAUUUUUAAACUUAAAAGCAUGUUGAAAUGAAUAUAAAAAUGUCUGAAUUCACUUUCUUUUUAUUAAAGCCGUGUGUCGAUCAGCGCCCAUCAUUUGCAACAGUGACUGACUCCCAGAUCAGCUGUACACGUCAUUUAAAGAGGAGCUGAAGUGCAGGACAAUUUGCGAUUCUGGUGUGUGUUUAAACAGACAAAUACACCUAAUAUGUAAACAUGCCUGGACGUCCUGCGUGUUUUAUUUCAGGGGUUCU
Messenger RNA from Danio rerio (zebrafish), 3528 nucleotides. Lineage: Eukaryota; Metazoa; Chordata; Actinopteri; Cypriniformes; Danionidae. The record is from RefSeq and is a predicted model, not a curated record.